Helianthus annuus (common sunflower) is the source of this 1555-nucleotide messenger RNA. RefSeq lists its product as uncharacterized. The transcript has 2 exons. Lineage: Eukaryota; Viridiplantae; Streptophyta; Magnoliopsida; Asterales; Asteraceae. The record is from RefSeq and is a predicted model, not a curated record. The coding region runs from base 147 to 1412 and encodes 421 amino acids.
CCUCUCUCUCUCUCUACUCUCUCUCUAAACGUAUAUCUUUAUAUAUAUAAUAUAUAAAGAUAUAAACUGUAGGAAGCCCACUAAAAGAUCAAAUCAAAAACCUCUCUUUUCAGUUGUAUGUAAUCUUUACAACAAACCAACAAAAAAUGGUAGAGUCUCCCUCAUCAUCAACUUGGUCUCAAGUCCUUGUGAAGCUCAGAUUCUUCACCAAAAUCCGACGGUUCGUUCGCAAGACAUCCACCAACAAAGGGCACGAUGGCGAACGAACCGCUGAGGUGAUCGUGGAUCACCGCAAAAGUGUUGAUGCAAAUAUUGAGAAUGAUGAUGAAAGUUCGAUCUUACAAAGGUCUGUAAAGAGGCUUCACUUUGGCACAAGGGAAGAGAAGGCGGCUGCAGCCAGAGAGAUCAAGAGGCUUGCCGGAGGAGAAGACUUGAGUAGGCGGAAGUUGAUGGCGGAACUCGGUGUUAUUCCGCCGUUGGUGGCCAUGGUUGGUUCGGAAUACACCAUAUCACAUCGGAGGGUGGCUGUACAAGCUUUGUUUGAACUUGCUAAUGGCACUUGCACGAAUAAGGCUCUCAUGGUGGAGGCAGGAAUCUUAUCAAAGCUAUCAAAAAACAUCGGUGUUGACGAAUUAGCAAAACAUGAAUUUGCACAACUCAUCAUGUCGUUAUCUUCCCUAGUGAACGCUCAAUUCCCUAUUGAUUCAUCGAAGAUUCUUCCACUAGUGCUACAUAUGCUUGAAUCCGAUUCAAGUGUUGACACCAAAAUGUUGUGCUUGGGCACGUUGUAUAAUCUAUCGACUGUGAUAGAUAAUGUUGGAUCUUUAGCGAAGGAUGAAGUGGUACACACUCUCUUGAAAUUGACAUCUAUGAAAGUAGCAUCAGAAAAAGCUCUUGCAACAUUAGGGAAUCUUGUGGUAACUUUGAUGGGGAAAAAGGCCUUGGAAAGUAGCCCUAUGGUGCCUGAAUGUUUGAUGGAGAUUUUGACAUGGGACGAUAAAUCAAGAUCACAAGAGUUGUCCGCUUAUAUUUUGAUGAUAUUAGCUCAUCAAAGUUCAUUGCAAAGAACGAAAAUGGCAGAGGGAGGAAUCAUGCCCAUUCUUCUUAAAGUUGCGUUGUUAGGGAGCCCAUUGGCGCAAAAAAGAGCUCUAAAGUUACUCCAAUGGUUCAAAGACGAGAGACAAAUGAAGAUGGGACCUCAUUCGGGGCCACAGUCAAGAAGGUUAUCCUUCAAUUCACCAGCAAAGCAUGGUGCGGCCGACGAAGGCAAAAGGUUGAUGAAAAAUAUGGUCCGACAAAGUUUAUAUAAGAAUAUGGAAACCAUUACUCGUCGCGCAAAUGGGGACUCGACUUCAAGUUCUAAGUUGAAACUAUUGGUCAUUAGUUCAAGUUCAAAGAGUUUGCCAUAUUAGCUACAUACAAAAAAAAACACGAAUUUAAAUCCAUAGGAGUGCACUUAUUGUGUGCAUCUUCUAAUUUCUUUGUACAUUAUGGAAGAAAUGUAUGUCCUUUCCCUGAACUAAUGAUAUAAAAUAUAUUUUUUGCCAUUCUUUAA